Mustela lutreola (European mink) is the source of this 654-nucleotide messenger RNA. RefSeq lists its product as uncharacterized. The record is from RefSeq and is a predicted model, not a curated record. The transcript has 6 exons. NCBI's taxonomy places the organism in Eukaryota, Metazoa, Chordata, Mammalia, Carnivora, Mustelidae. Gene Ontology annotation, molecular function: small molecule binding. The coding region runs from base 1 to 654 and encodes 217 amino acids.
AUGGCCCCGCAGAGGGGGCCACUGCUGCUGCUGGCCCUCAGCCUGGGCCUGGCCGGUGCCCAGAAGACCCUAGAUGACGUGCCGGUACAGCCCGGGUUGAAUGCCCACGAGGUGGAGGGACGCUGGCUGACUGUCCAGCUGGCUGCCAGCCGGGCCCACCUGGUCUCCCCAGACGACCCCCUGAGGCUCGGCCUCCAUUCCAUUUGGACACGGGGCGAGGAUGUGGAGUUCGUCUUGUUCUGGACGGGAGAGGGGGUGUGCCAAGGAGUGAACAUCACCGUCCACCCAACCGGGCUCCAAGGCCAGUACCAAGGCUCCUUGGUAGGAGGCACCAGCAUGCACGUCUGCGUCGUGAGCGCGGACUACAGUAGUCUCAUUCUUUACAUCCGCCUCGAGGACGCCGGCGAGGUCACCAGCCUGUGGGCUCUUCUGGCCAGAAGAACGCGCGGGGACCCCACGUGGCGGCAGAAGUUCCUCGAGUACGCGGACAGAUUUCACCUGCAGAAAGCCCCCGUCUUCAACCUCGACGAGGAUACCUUCAGCCCCUCCAGCCCUCAUGGGGACUCUCGAAGCCCUCCCUGCCCGAAACAGACGGCCACUGUGCUCUCCUCUGCGGCAGCCUGUCGCCUCGCAUGGAGAAGGUUCCCCUCCUGA